CCUACCUACCUACCUAGAGGGAUGGAAGCUACACACAUUCGAGAAAAGGGUGUUGUUGAGGGAAGUGAAAACAUUGCUGCUGGGAAAGAAAAUGAACAAGUUCUUCUCAAGAACAUUAUUGCAACUCAUCCUUUGUAUGAACUUUUGAUUCAAUCUCACAUCAACUGCUUCAAGGUGGGAUUAAGCGAAGCUGAAGUGUUUGAUGAUGAUGCACUGAAGAAGCUGAUGAAUUCAAAGUCCAAAGCAACAUCUGGUGCAAACACUUCAGAGUUAGAUCACUUCAUGGAAGCUUAUUGCAUGGCACUGAGCAAGCUGAAAGAGGCAAUAGAAGAACCAACAAAAGAAACGAAUGCUUUCAUCAGAGCCACGUAUCAUGAACUAAAGCAACUGGAAGAAGUGAAGCACCCAUAACUUUUCAUAAGUAGUUGGAAUCCUUUCUAGCAAGUACCAUUACCUUAUUAUUGUAGCUCUUAUUUUCAGAAUCUUAUUCACUCAACCAAUCACUUUCA
Molecule: messenger RNA, 509 nt
Organism: Vigna radiata var. radiata (mung bean)
Lineage: Eukaryota; Viridiplantae; Streptophyta; Magnoliopsida; Fabales; Fabaceae
Product: homeobox protein knotted-1-like 12
Exons: 3
Coding region: 22-411 (129 amino acids)
Cellular component (GO): nucleus
Molecular function (GO): DNA binding
Source: RefSeq, a predicted model, not a curated record